CGAUUGACUGAGUAUCUGCAUCACUUUCCCCUAAAGGCGGUCGCUGUGCUCGGACCCUGUUAGACCAAACCAUGCGCUCGCCACCGUGACGGCAGGUCCACGAUGACGGAGAUCCGACCCGGAGACCAAAUCGCCUUUGGCGAGGGAAAUGGAAAGCAAGGGGCUUAUGAGAGGCCAGUGGAACACAGCGCUGAACAAGAACUUGGACACGGUCUGACGAAAAGCGCAGCAGGGUCCCGAGGAAAAGUGGUGCACGUCCUGGGUGCACAAGAGCUGCCUUUGGGCCCUUCGGCCGGCACUGGCAUCUCGGCCAUGGCGCAGCACCUGAGCGAUGACAAGACGCUGCUGCUCGUGGGUGUCAACUCGGACCAGUGCGUCAUUGGCUCGCCUGUGAAGACCAACGCGCUCGGUUACGACUGCAUCCUCGUCGAAAAUGCUGCGCGAGGAGGCCAGCCUACUGUCAGCAGAUGGUCGUAUUUAACGCGGCGCGAUCUUGGUUCAUAA
Messenger RNA from Tilletiaria anomala UBC 951, 504 nucleotides. RefSeq lists its product as uncharacterized. Bases 103 to 504 code for a protein of 133 amino acids. NCBI's taxonomy places the organism in Eukaryota, Fungi, Basidiomycota, Exobasidiomycetes, Georgefischeriales, Tilletiariaceae. The transcript is spliced from 2 exons. The record is from RefSeq and is a predicted model, not a curated record.